AUGGAAGAAGCUAUGGAGAGAUUUCUGAGAACGGAUGAUGUUUCCCAGAAGCUCUCAGAGGGUGAGAAAGAAGCCACUAGGAACAGAAAAGCAAAAGUCCUGAAGUGCCUUGAGAGUCUCUGCAUUGACUGUAAUGAGGAUAACAUGCCCAAUAUCGCUGUCCUAGGAUCAGGCGGAGGUCUGCGGGCCAUGAUAGCCUUUCUGGGAACCUUGGUGGAGCUGAAGAAUCAGGGCCUGUUGGACGCUGUCAUGUAUCUGUGUGGGGUAUCGGGUUCCACCUGGUGCAUGUCCAACCUCUACAAAGACAAAGACUGGACAGAGAAAGUGCAGGUCUUGGAAAAACGCCUGUGUGAUACACUUCACAAUUCAGUUCCUAUUGAAAAGGAGUUUACUAUUGCGAUAAAGGCAGCUGAAGAUGAACUCUUCUCUCUGACUGAUGUCUGGGCAUCUUUCUUUGUCUAUUCUGCAUUGAAGCAGUAUGAUGAGACCAAAUUAUCUCAACAUGAUGAUGCCUCCAGAAAUGGCAAAAAUCCUUACCCUAUCUACGCAGCAAUAGAAGCAAACCAAUUGGACAAAGCAGGUGAAAACAGCCCAGGGACCUGGUUUGAAUUCACCCCCCAUGAAUCUGGCUUUCCCGGUCUGGGGGCUUUUGUGUGCACUGAAGACUUGGGAAGCAAAUUCAAGGAUGGGAUUCUGAAAGAAAAGAGGGAUGAGAAAAAUAUCUGCUACCUGCAAGGCUUAUGGGGAAGCGCCCUUGGAAGGAUGGAGGAAAACAUUAACUAUUUAAUAGGUACUGAUUGCACUUGUGCACAUUGUCAGGGUGUCCACCACCUCUUGGAACUUCUUGUUCAUGCCUCAGCAGGGAAAGACUGCGAGGGAGUCUUCAGGCAGCUGAAGGAAGUGUUGAAAGAGGAGAAUAGCAACAAUUCCUACCUGAAGUGCUGUGAAGUGAGUGAGACCUGGCAUUUGAAGACCUUGGAAGAAAGGAUUACAGAGUUCGCUCACCUCAUCAGGAUCUUUGAAAAUGAAGUUGGAGGUACUGAUUGCACUAGUGUACACAGUCGGGGUGUUCUCCUCCUCCUUCUGGAGCUCCACAUUCAUGCCUCAGCUGGGAAAAACUGCGAGGGACUCUUCAGGCAGCUGAAGGAAGUGCUGAAAGAGGAGAAUAGCAAGUAUUCCAAUCUGAAGUGCUGUGAAAUGAGUGUGUCCUGGAAUCUGAAGAGCUGUGAAGAUAGGAUUGCGGAGUUCGCUAAAUACAUCUGGACUUUGAUAAAGGAACUUGGAGGAUGUGUAUGGAGUGUAUGGCAAUUGUUAUGGAAAACCGUGACCUGUAUGUGCCACUGGACAUGGGGGUGGACCAACAACUUUCUGUACACAGAUAGAAAAGCCCAAUCCACUGGAUUGACCAACGAAGAAUUCAUCUGCUUGAUCGAUGCCGGCCUUGCCAUAAAUUCCGCCUACCCCCUCGUUCUGCGCCCGGAGAGGAAAGUGAAACUGAUCCUCUCCUUCGACUUCAGCGACGGGGAUCCUUUCGAAACCAUCAAGAAAACUGCCAAGUAUUGUGAGACAAAUAACAUCCCAUUUCCUGAGAUAAACCCAGAAGAGACUAAGGACAUUGAUAAACCAUCUGACUGCUACAUCUUCAAAGGAAAAGAUGUUCCUACCGUCAUGCACUUCCCUCUCUUCAACAACAAAAAUUGUCCAGGUAAAAUAAAGGACUUCAGAGAAACAUUUACCACCUUUACUUCAUCCUACUCAGAGGACAAUAUCAAAGUACUCCUCAAAAAAGCCAAGAUGAAUGUAUCCAACAACAAGAAGAGAAUUCGGGAGGAGAUCCAGCAGAUUGUGUCCUCCUCCACCAAGGAGUUUUAA
This is a messenger RNA of Mauremys mutica (yellowpond turtle), 1872 nucleotides long. Its product is annotated as cytosolic phospholipase A2 gamma-like. The transcript is spliced from 15 exons. Gene Ontology annotation, cellular component: cytosol; nucleoplasm; nuclear envelope. The coding region runs from base 1 to 1872 and encodes 623 amino acids. The record is from RefSeq and is a predicted model, not a curated record. Gene Ontology annotation, molecular function: calcium-dependent phospholipid binding; calcium ion binding. Lineage: Eukaryota; Metazoa; Chordata; Testudines; Geoemydidae. Gene Ontology annotation, biological process: glycerophospholipid catabolic process.